Messenger RNA from Gilbertella persicaria, 718 nucleotides. RefSeq lists its product as uncharacterized. NCBI's taxonomy places the organism in Eukaryota, Fungi, Mucoromycota, Mucoromycetes, Mucorales, Choanephoraceae. The record is from RefSeq and is a predicted model, not a curated record. The coding region runs from base 47 to 511 and encodes 154 amino acids. The transcript has a single exon.
UCUCUCUCUCUUUUUCUACAUCUUUUCGUUUUUUUUCUGCUUCACAAUGACUGUUUCUCUUUUCAAUGCACUUCCUUCUAUACAACGCAAUAAAAAGACAAUAGAGAACAAGCCGCAAUUUAAGCGUCAACCACUUCAAUUCAAAUUAUCUCGCAACCAUGGCAGAACUACAUCUGUGCCUGCUGUAUUGCCUAGCCAUCGAAACAUGAACGUCUUAUUAGAUGCCAUUGAUCUCGACCAACAAAUGCGUCAGUUUUUUAAAGCUCAAGUCAUGAAAUCAAAAGCAUGUACUGCUACAUUUAUGCCUACAGCCACUCCUCCUUCUAUCAUGAUGGCCAGACGUCGAAGCAAAUCAGCUCCAGGUGCUCCACCUUCUUAUCACCAACAACGUGCCUUCAAUGCUCGUUGGACUGCACCUCAUUGUAACACCACUGUCACUAGUGCAUCUGAAGCAGAAAAGGUUGCUCAAUUCAUUGUACAACAACAUUUUGAAUCUGUCAAAAAGAGAUAAACUUUUUCUUUCUAUCUUAUCCACUCAUUUUCCAUUCAUUAUAUAUUAUUCAUUCAUUAUCCCUUUCCUGUAUUUCUUAUCCAUGCCUUAUUGUAGUAGUUUUUUAACCUCCCUUUUUUUAUUCUAUAUUUAUUCAAUAAAAAACAAAAAAGAAAGAGAGAGAGAGAGAAAGAAAAUAUCUUAGCUCCUUCAUUCCUUUGAAUCAAA